Molecule: messenger RNA, 615 nt
Organism: Cylicocyclus nassatus
Lineage: Eukaryota; Metazoa; Nematoda; Chromadorea; Rhabditida; Strongylidae
Source: the annotation of a GenBank genome assembly
AUAUUUCAGUGGACGCAAUAAUCCAGGAAGCUUUCAAUGAAGUUCCUGCUUCUCGCGCUAAUCACGUUGGCAGAAGCCUUCCCAUAUCCAAACACCAGAUUGGACCAACCUCACAGUAUUUCUUAUCUGGCUCAAAAAGCAGAUGUCGGACGUUGCGACGACGGAUGGGCUUACUACAGCGAAACGGACGCUUGUUAUAAGAAUUUUCUUCGGGAGACCUUUGGCGAUGCCGAGAGGAAAUGUGUCGCUUUUGGAGGACAUUUAGCUUCAAUCCACAGCGAAAGAGAAAACUCUAUCGUAAUUGAGAUGGCGGAGUCGGGUAUAAGGCUCACCACCACCUUCAGCGCAACUUGGAUAGGCUUGGUACGAUCUGACUAUAUGAACUUUUCGAAAUCGACGACGUCUAACUGGACCUGGACCGACGGCACGGAGGUUGACUUUCUAGCAUGGGCUCCAGGUGAACCAACUAACUAUCAAGGACAAGGACGUUGCACAAUGCUCUACGCAGAUCCUUUUGAAGACGACGCGAGGACUCUACAUUAUCAGAAGUGGGGCGAUACGAAAUGCUCCUACAAUGAGAGAUCUUAUGUGUGCAAGAAAAAGGCUUUGCAUUAG